This is a messenger RNA of Geodia barretti, 631 nucleotides long. The record is from the annotation of a GenBank genome assembly. Lineage: Eukaryota; Metazoa; Porifera; Demospongiae; Tetractinellida; Geodiidae.
CACGCAAGAAGUUGGACAUGUCUUGCAGUGUGAUAGCUGGUCUGGUGUUGCUGCUCUCAGCCACCUCAGUGGUUGGCACAGGAGAUGCUAACUCUACUGAGUGUGUGAGUCAGCAGGAGCUGGCUGCUGUGAAGGCAGUGAUGGAGAGGAAAGUGGACCAGCUACACUCACAGCUACACUACUGGCAGAGUGUAAAUGUUGACAAUAUUUAUCGAAACUACUGCAGCUCUUCCAAUGACUCAGGCUCUCUUGUACCUCCUGUAGUUACUGAAGACAGGAAGAAUUGUGGAGAGGAUUCAGCUGUGAUUGCUGUCAACAGUAUCUCUCCUUCUGAUUGUCAGUCUCACCAUAGCUCUCGUGAUCCAAUGUGUGCUCAUCAUCAGAAUGAGGAGCUUCGGAACAAAGAGCUCCAAGAAUGAGAGCGACCAGAUCUAUGACGAGAUUCCUGCCGUUACUAAGGCAACUGAUGUCCACGUCUCACUUAAUGAUGCCUAUGCAAUGGCCUCUCUCAGAAAGAAUAGUAACAGCUCGAUCUGACACUAACAUUAAUUCACAUUAAUUGUGUAUUGAGCAGACUGUUCAUGUUAUAUUUUCCCUUGUUGUCUCAUAUGAUCAACCAGCUGAUGAUGCU